This is a messenger RNA of Paramuricea clavata, 2747 nucleotides long. NCBI's taxonomy places the organism in Eukaryota, Metazoa, Cnidaria, Anthozoa, Malacalcyonacea, Plexauridae. The record is from the annotation of a GenBank genome assembly.
AUGAGGACAAGGUUAAUCACGCUGAGGACAGCGUUCCUCACACUGAGGACAAGGUUCCUCACGCUGAGGACAAGGUUCGCUCACGCUGAGGACAAGGUACCUCACGCUCAGGACAAUGUUCCUCACACUGAGGAAGAGGUUCCCGACGCUGAGGACAAGGUACCUCACACUGAGGACAACGUUCCUCACGUUGAGGACAAAGUCCUCACGCUAAGGACAAAGUUCCUCACGCUGAGCACAAAGGUACCUCACACUGAGAACAAGGUUCCUGACGCCGAGGACAAGGUUCCUCAGGCUGAGGACAAGGCUACUCACGCUGAGUACAAGGUACAUCACGCUCAGGACUAGGUUCCUCACUUUGAGGACAAGGUUUCUCACUCUGAGGACAAGGUUCCUCACGCUGAGGACAAGGUUCCUCAUGAGGACAGGUUCCUCACGUGAGGACAAGUUCUCACUGAGGACAAGGUUCCUAGCUGAGGACAAGGUUCCUCACGCUGAGGACAAGGUUCCUCACGCUGAGGACAAGGUUCCUCACGCUGAGGACAAGGUUCCUCACGCUGAGGACAAGGUUCCUCAACUGAGGACAAGGUUCCUCACGCUGAGGACAAGGAUUCCCCAAGCUGAGGACAAAGUACCUCACACUGAGGAAAAGGCUCCUCACGCUGAGGACGAGGUUCCUCACAGUGAGGACUAGGUUCCUCACGCUGAGGACAAAGUACCUCACACUGAGGACAAUGUGCCUAACACUGAGGACAAGGUUCCUCACGCUGACGACAAGGCUCCCGAAGCUGUGGACAAAGUACCUCACACUGACGACAAGGUUCCUCAAGCUGAGGACACGCUAGGACCCUGAGGACAAGGAACCUCGCACGGAGGACAAGGCUCCCCACGCUGGGGAAAAGGUUCCUCACGCUGAGGACAAGGCUUCUCAAGCUGAAGACAAGAUAUCUCACACUGAGGACAAUGUACCUCACACUGUGGACAAGGUUCCUCACGCUGAGGACGGCGUUCGUCACGCUGAGGACAAGGUUUCUCAGGCUGAGGACAUGGUACCUCACGCUGUGGACAAGGUACAUCACACUGAGGUCAAGGUACCUCACACUGAGGAAAGGUUCCUCACGCUGAGGAUAUGGUACCUCACGCUGAGGACAAGGUACAUCACACUGAGGACAAGGUACCUCACACUGAGGAGAAGGUACCUCACGACUGAGGACUAGGUUGUCCUCACGCUGAGGACAAGGUACCUCACACUGAGGACAAGGUCCUCAAUGGGAUAAGGUAGAGAACAAUGUAACGCACACUCAGGACAAGGUUCCUCCCACUGAGAACAAGGCUCCUCACGCCCUGGACAAAGGUUCCUCACGCUAUGGACAAUGUACCUCACACUGAGGACAAGGUUUUUCACGCUGAGGACAAGGUCCUCACGCUCAGGACAAAGUUCCUCACGCUGAGGACAAAGUUCCUGACGCUGAGGACAAGGUACACACGUUGAGGACAAGGUUCCUUAAGCUGGGGACAAGGUUCCUCACGCUGAGCAGAAGGUACCUCACAGAGGACAAAGUUCCUGACGCUGAGGACAAGGUACACACGUUGAGGACAAGGUUCCUUAAGCUGGGGACAAGGUUCCUCACGCUGAGCAGAAGGUACCUCACACUGAGGACAAGGUACGUCACACUGAGGACAAGGUUCCUCACGCUGAGGACAAGGUUCCUCUAAGUGAGGACAAGGUAGCUCAAACUGAAGACAGGGUACCUCACACUGAGGACAAGGUACCUCCCACUGAGGACAGGGUUCCUCACGACCGGGAAAAGGUUCCUCACGCUGAAGGCAAGGUUCCUCACGCUGAGGACAAGGUUCUGACGCUGAGAACAAGGUUCCUCAAGGUGAGGACAAGGUUCCUCACGAUUAGGACAAGGUACCUCACACUGUGGGCAAGGUUUCUCACUGAGACAAGGUUCUGACGCUGAGACAAGGUUCCUCAAGCUGAUGACGGCGAGGACAAGGGUUCUCACGCUGAGGACAAGGUUCCUCACGGUGAGCAAAGUACCUCACACUGAGGACAAGGUUUGUCAUGCUGAGGACAAGGUUCAUGACGGCGAGGACAAGGUUCUCACGCUGAGGACAAGGUACCUCACGGUGAGGACAAGGUACCUCACACUGAGGACAAGUUUCCUCAAGCUGAGGACAAGGUUCCUCAAGCUGAGGACAAAGUACCUCACACUGAGGACAACGUUCCUCAAACUGAGGACAAGGUUCCUCACGCUGACGACAAGGCUCCCCAAGCUGACGACAAAGUACCUCACACUGAGGACAACGUUCCUCAAACUGAGGACAAGGUUCCUCACGCUGACGACAAGGCUCCCCAAGCUGACGACAAAGUACCUCACACUGAGGACAAGGUUCCUCAAGCUGAAGACCAUCAGGACCCUGAGGACAAGGUACCUCACGCACAGGACAAGACUCGUCCCGCUGAGGACAAGGUUCCUCACGCUGAGGACAAGCCUGCUCAAGGUGAAGACAAGAUACCUCACGCUGAAGACAAAGUACCUCACACUGAGGACAAGGUUCGUCAUGCUCAGGACAAGGUUCAUGACGGCGAGGACAAGGCUCCUCACGCUGGGGACAAGGUUCCUCACGCUGAGGACAAGCCUGCUCAAGGUGAAGACAAGAUACCUCACGCUGAAGACAAAGUACCUCACACUGAGGACAAGGUUCCUCACGCUGAGGACGGAGCCUGCUCAAGGUGA